Messenger RNA from Mercenaria mercenaria, 4995 nucleotides. RefSeq lists its product as uncharacterized. Gene Ontology annotation, molecular function: transmembrane signaling receptor activity. The coding region runs from base 345 to 2966 and encodes 873 amino acids. The transcript is spliced from 4 exons. Lineage: Eukaryota; Metazoa; Mollusca; Bivalvia; Venerida; Veneridae. Gene Ontology annotation, cellular component: membrane. The record is from RefSeq and is a predicted model, not a curated record. Gene Ontology annotation, biological process: toll-like receptor signaling pathway; immune response.
AUGUGACGUCAAGAAAUGAGGCAAUGACAAGACAUGCAAUUAAUUCAUUUCUUUCCUAUGGCUGGGUGAUUACCUGACAUGUCGUAAAACAAUAUGAUGAAUGAGACCAGGAGACAACGCUCGUUUAUGUCUCCUUUACCGAAUGUUUUUGAUGUUUCUAUUGUGAAAUAGGCUAGUUUUUAUGUGUGAAAAUCUUAGAAAAGUUUAAUAAUCUAGUGUUAGUUUUUGUGUGAUGUUUUCACUAAAUAAUUGGAUUAAUUCUUUGUGCUUCUGUCGCCGCCGGAUUUCAGUAUGAACAACUUUACAGCUUUUUAGGGUGUAGUUUUGGAACCAUAUAUACUAAAAUGAAGCUGCUAGUGAUAGUUAUAAGUAUUUUUGGAAUACAGCAAAUUAUAGGCGGAUUUGUCAGGAAUACGAGAUAUAAACGGUCAUUUUUAGGGUCUGAUCAACUGGACAGGAAAGGACGAAAAUGUCACGACUUUUGUUCAAUGAUUCCCGAGCUGUGUCGGAAUGGCGGUACGUGUGUAACGGACGAAAAUACGUGUAUAGGAAAAUGUAUAUGUGCCCCGGGUUGGACGGGCCAAUGGUGCCGUGAUCCUUUUAUAAUUCCUGAUUUUAGAGAAGAUUUGAUCAAAGAAAAUGAUGUAACUACUGCGAGUGAUUUAAAUGAUAUUGUAGAAAGUCCUCCGUCCGCUAAAGUUGCACGUGCAAUGGAAAGCACGAGUCUUGUGGACGAAUUACGCGAUGGUAUUUUGAAAGAACUCCGCGGUAGAUUCUUUACACUAAGACCUUUGUUUUCCUCCACUAGUACUCCGUCGAAAAGAGCCAUUGUUGGUUCGUCGGCGGCUGCGAAUGAAUCUAUAGAUCCUGAUGACGAUUUGGCAAUGAGAAAGACCUGCGAGAAAAAUUGCGUUAAAGGCGACUGCAUAAAGAUUAAUGCUAUUUAUAAAUGUAAACUGCGCGUGAACGCCACGGAUAAAAGUAUUCCAAAAGUUUGUGGCCCGGGCUUUGAGUGUGAUCAUGGUGUGUGCGACUUGGAAGCCCUGAAGACGAACUCGUAUAAUUGUAUCUGUGAGAGUAAUUAUGUAGGUCAGUUCUGCACGUUGAAAUGUCCCUAUGACUGCGGCGAGCACGGGCAUUGUGAUAUACACGUGGCUGACAAUACAUACAAAUGCUUCUGUCAGUGGAACUACACGGGACUUAACUGUUCGGAGCUCGUGCCAGAAGAUCCUGGAACACCACCACCGGACGAAGUGAUAUUUCACUGGUACGUGGUAGGAGUGUCGGUUGCCAUGGUGAUUGUGAUGAUAUCAGCAGUGUUUGUUGUAGCAUAUUUCAUGUGGAGGCGGCGGCUUGUUUUUAUGCUGAAGAUAGUACACUACUUCCAACACUAUGAGGAGGACGACGGGAAGGAAUAUGACGCCUUUGUCUCCUACAAGUCCUGUCCUAGAGACGAACAGUUUGUCCUCCAUCAGCUGUUUCCUAAACUAGAGGGUGAAUACAACUUUAAACUCUGUAUGCACUUCAGAGAUUUCUUACCAGGAGAAGCUAUUGCAAACAACAUUGUGUCGGCAAUAGAAAGCAGCCGUCGGACGAUAAUGAUUCUGUCGCCGGAGUACGUCCAGUCGGAGUGGUGCCGCAUGGAGUAUCAGAAAGCACAGCACGAGAUGCUCAAGCUAAAACACAAAAUCAUCCCAGUCGUACUUGCAGACCUCUCAGAGGUCAAGAACAUUGACAAAAACCUAAAAUCUAUCAUGAACAGUGUCACUUAUCUAGAAUGGCCUGGACAAGAGAACACUAAAAAGGCUGAAAGGUUUUGGAAAAAACUGGAACUCUCAUUACCGAAGAAAUCAUCACAGCCCUGUUCACAGUCAGACUCGGUCCCGUCUGAUUCAUUCAAAGAGCCUGUUCCAGAAAGUACUAUGACGUCAUCAGAGCUAGUUCCCUCUAGUGCUACAAACUCUCCCAUUUCACCUGGUCGUGAUACAAUAUGUCGGUCAAGAGCCGAAUCACCUACACCAUCUUCAGAACUUACGGAUAAUAACUCACCAAGAUUUCAGAAAAAUAAACGAAAAGACUUCAAACAUUUUAUGGAUAAGCUGGUUCGAACCAAGUUGUUCAGUAGACAGGAUAGCAACAGUAGUCAAGCUGACCUCGUGGAUGACGACACGGUGGCUUCUCGAAGUAGUUGUGGUUCGGUAUCAGAAAGCACGCUUAGUGAAAGCACUGAGUCUAUAUGUUCUACUCCUGACACUGGACAUGUAUUCCUGAAUGAAAUAAAUGAGGAUAUAGAAGCAAAUGCUUUUAUACCUUCUGUACAUAGUGAUACGGAUUUAAGAAUAGUUAAAGGACAUUCACUAGAUCGAAAUACAAAACGAUAUUUUGAUAGACGUCGAAGAAUUAGUGAAAAGUUAAAACCAAGUAAAAGAAAUAAAGAGUGUCUUGUUAGCUCAGUUUGUGAGAAGGAUCAUUGUGAGGGAGUUCAGUGUUCAAAUUGUACGAAAUUCUGCGAAAACAAAACACAUUGCUAUGAAAGAAAUUCACAAGAAUUUCUUAACAAAGGUUUCGAAGAUGAUACAAAAGACAAUAUUGAAUGUGAUUAUUGUUUGUAUGAACGGAAUCGGUCAGAUAAUAAUAGAAUCCGCAUAUCUGCAGUUGAUGGCAGUGACCAGCUCCGAAUACAAAGAUUGUCACGUGACAAUUCUUCAUGUCCAUAUUGUGAUCACGUGAUUAGCCGAUCUCAGCCUUAUAGAGGUAGUGUUAAACAACAUAAAGAUGCUCAAAAUUUUGAAAUUAUGAUACAAAAGCGGAAACGCAAUGCAUCUCUUCCACGAAACUACAAGAGAAGCACUAUACAAAAUCGAGAUGGUACCUUAAAUACUCGAGACUUACGUGCAGGUACUCAUGUAAAGAAAAGUGAAAAUAGUGAAAACAGUUAUUAUAUCGACGUUUGUGAGGACGUUUGAAAAAAAAGUAAAAUACGUAUAUACCAAACUUAGGUAGCCGCAAAAACAUGUUUCUUUCAUUCACGGUCACUAUAAGCGUGAGAGAUGUCAAAGCAAGACAACAGUUUUGGAUCCCGAAGGAUUUGGGAAACCCAUGAGUGUACGCAAUACAUUGCAAAUAGAGCUAGCUUUGAGAUAUAAACAUAUUUCAAUCCUCCCUCUUUUCGUGACAACAUAUGCAAUGAACAUAUAAAGGAGAUACAAAAACAAAUUAAGAGAGGUAAAAGGGUUGGGCAACAAGUUCAUCUAACAUUAGUAAUUCGGUCCGUCUCCGAAGGUAUAUCUAAAGAAAAAUUUGUAUUACUGAUUGCAUUGUAUUCUCAUGGACAAUUGACAAAAGUUAUUUGGAAUAAAAAAGUUACGACGCUAAGCGAAGUGAGAGAGAACAGUGUGGAAAAAGAAAUGAAAAUGGGAGAAAACAAUGUGGGAAAUAAAAAUGAGCUCAUUACAGAAAUUAAGCUUAUGUAAGAUAGACCGAGAGAGAGGGAGAGUCCGAAGUCCUGGGUCAUAAAUCGGGGAGGGGUGUUUGGGGAGGGGGAAUCGUUCAGCUAAUACUUUAGCAGCAAGCAGGUAUCCUUACGAAACGAUAUCUAUGUUUGAUAUAUUUUUGUACUUUUAAAAGUGUUAGUGAAUUUUCUUCCUCGGUAUAAUUUUCGUUACCAAAGUAUUUAGUGGAUGGAAAAUACACACUAGGUAUAUAUGCAGAGCUCACAUGUAUGUAUGUGGAGCUCACAUGUAUAUUAUGUAGAGCUUACGGGUAUAUAUGUAGAGCUCACAAUUACAUUAUAUGUUAUAAUAAUACUCUUGAAGAAACUGCGUUAAUACUACCCACUUUUCGUUCAACGUUGUUCAUAUAAACUAAUAUUCUACAAAAUCAUAGCUGAAUAUUCGUGAAAUUAACAUAAUUAUGCUACAUUCUUCUUGUGAUUUAAUACGGUUUUAUUAUCUUUUUAUAGCACGAUUAAGAUGUUGCACAUUAUGGCAAGCAUUGUGUAAAUGUCGCACGCAUAACUUUAUUUAAGCAUGUGUCAUGAUGACUGUAUUUCCACACGAAAAUAUAUAUAUUUGUUUUUUCUUUUCGUGUUAUGUUUUAUAUUUAAAUAUUUGUCUUGAAAUGUUAAAGGGGCAUUGUUUGUAUUUUACCUGUUUCAAUGCAUGUUUUCGAACUUUGUAUGUUGUCUAAAUAUAUAAAUCAAAGACAAUUUUGACAGAAUUUAUAUACUUAAUACAUUCAGAUAACGUGCUUUAGUGAAUUUUAAUAUGUUAAUAUUUUUUAAAAGUGAUCACAUGUCUAAUAGGUUAUUGUAUUAUAAUCAAAUUUGUUAUGCAAUAUGAAUAUCUAAAUAAUGUUUAUUAACAUUUGUAUACUUUAUAUAUUUAUAAUGAUAUCUUUUAUAGAUAAUGCAUAUUUUAUACAAUUGUAUCUUGCUUAAAGUAAUAACUUGGAAAGUGAAGGUCGCGCGUUUUUUUUUUAAUUGAUGGCGUUUGAAAGUAAUUGCCUGUGUAAAUUAGCAAUUAAAGUUUUGUUACUUCAUCUUUUUUCAUUAACCUGAAUUUGAUAGAAAAAAACGGCGUAAGACAGAAAAUAGUGGGCGUUGCCUAUGUUUUAUGUUAAUUAGUCACAUUGAUUAUAACAGAUAGCUGGUGUUGUCCGUGAGUGUUUUAUGUACAUUUACUUAAUAAUGACAAUGGCGUCAUUUCAUACAAAAUUCAGUUCGGUCAUAAUCUGUGGUUAUAAAUCUUUCAUAAUGUAAGAACAAUAGACAACAAUGCUUCAUACAAAUUAUAAUAUUUAUCAUUUUACCAAAUUGUGAUUACUUUUUAUGGCUCGUGUAUAUCUGUUCGUUUUUCUUUGUUUUAUUUUUUAACGUUUCUUGCGUUUUAUAAACUUUUUAUGGCAGUUUAAUUUCUUGUUUUUUCUUCUUAUCAGAUUGUAUGUAUGGCAAUAAUUAUAUACUUAUCUGUUACUCCAAUAAAAUGCAGAAAUACG